This is a messenger RNA of Ceutorhynchus assimilis (cabbage seed weevil), 966 nucleotides long. NCBI's taxonomy places the organism in Eukaryota, Metazoa, Arthropoda, Insecta, Coleoptera, Curculionidae. The record is from the annotation of a GenBank genome assembly.
GCGCCACCAUGGAAUAAAUUCUAUUAAAAUUAUUUUCUAGUGUCAAAACAAAGAAUGUUUUGUUUAAAAUCAGCUGUUCAAAAAAUAUCACAAAUUCCAGUUAAGCCGCUAAAUCAGUGGUUGAUAAUUUCCAAGCCUUUUAUAUUGGAGGCCUAUCCCUCAUUGUUGCAGCAGCAAGCGAGAAAAAUGAGCUCUGUAGUUCAAGUCGUCGAUAUUCCAACUUGGAAGGAACAAGCUCGGGAAAAGGAUCUGCCGGAAGCCGGUAAAGCUCUGCCAGGAAAUGAUAUUGAUAAAUCGAAGAAUGAUGUUCUGGCUGGAAAGGUUUCUCUGUGGCGUGGGGACAUCACGAAACUGAAGAUUGAUGCCAUAGUAAACGCAGCUAAUUCAAGUUUGCUCCCUGGAGGGGGUGUGGAUGGUGCCAUACAUAAAGCUGCUGGUCCAGACCUACGAAAAGAAUGCAAAGAUUUGAAUGGUUGUAAAACUGGAGAGGCUAAGAUUGCCCAGGGCUACAAAUUACCUGCGAAAUAUGUCAUUCUAACUGUGGGGCCAAAAGGUGAAUAUCCAGCUGACCUCAAAAACUGCUACGUCAACAGCCUCACAAGAGCGUUGGAGAAGAAUCUUCGGACUGUAGCUUUUCCAUGUAUUUCCACUGGCAUUUAUGGUUACCCAAAUGAGAAUGCUUCACAUGUAGCUAUCCAUACAGUGAGGCAGUUCCUAGAAGAACACAGCGAAAAGUUUGACAGAAUUAUUUUUUGCGUCUUCUUAGAUGUAGAUAAAAAUCUGUAUGAGCAAGUACUGCAAACCUAUUUUCCAGUCUAAUCGAUUUAAUAAUUUUUGUAAUUAUGUACUUGCCUGUACAAAUUAAUUAUGAUAUGUUUAAUACUUAAUUAUUUUAGAAGAAAUUCCUUGUUUGUAAUGUUUGUAUCCUAGAUAACACUUGUUUUUUUAAUAAAGGUAUUUUCAACA